AGAAAGCGCCGCGAAGCAUGUUAAAUAACAAGGGCUGAAUAAGGCUUCCAGAUAACAACAGCUGUGUCCGCGAAUGGAAUAAUAAUUACUCACAGUACCUGGUGUGAACGCACCGCGAUCGGUGUGGUAGUAAGGACAGAAGAUUCUGUCAACGUUCGCCUUCGUGAGCGUGUGCCCCGUGAUUACCAUAAAGGGACUUGGGAUAUUCACCGAUGCCACUCGAGGCUCGCCUUGACUUCCAAGGAGAGAUUCCUGAAGAAUUUCAUUGUUACCAAUAAAUGGACAAUUUCAUUGUUUUGCUUCUACAGUAUAAUAUGAUCAUGCAGAAGAAAGUAGAAUAAGCACUGUAUUAACCAGUUAACUGCGGAAUUUAGUUUGAAAAAUCUCUUAUUGUGCGCGAUAAAGUCAAGCAACGAAGUAUGUACUCGCCAAACGCAGUGCAAAUGUACCUAUAAUAUAUUCUGACGAAAAACUAAAGCGAAACGAAGAAUUACAUGUGUAUCUGGAAAAAUCACUAAUUCAUCGUUGAAAAGAUUAGUAUCAUUUCGAGUUUUAGGAUGACGCGUAUACUCGCCAAACGCAGGUAAUUGGUUAAAAUAUCAUAGUGCAGUGCAGUUCUUCGUAGUCGACGAAAAUCCUUGACAUUAAAAAUAUAAAACAGUAGAUGUGAACUCUUGAUUUUCAAGGAAAGAUUCCUGAAGAAUUUCAUUGCCACCAGGAAAUGGACAAUUUCAUUAACAUAUUUUCAUUAUUCAUUCAUGAAUGAUUAAUAACCAUUAAUUUAAUAUAUAAUACUAAUUAAUUUAAUUUUAAAUGUAUGUAAAAUAGUUAUUAUUAGAUUGUGAAUGCUUAUAUAAACGCGUACUCUUAAGAAGCACAUGUGUAGAAAUAAAAUCCUAACAGUAAUUUACUUUUUUCACUAGAAGUUUGUUGGAAUAUAUUUUUCAUUUAGCAAGUUUUACAUAAUGUAUAAUUUGCAUACUGACUGAUUUAUGCACGUUGUAUACACUUUACAUGUUCUGUGCAUAUUUCUUACAUGUACCAUGCAUAGAUAGUCCAACAAAGCAAUGGUGCAUUAUCAAGUAGUACUAUUCAGAAUUAUUCAUGUUAUUCUUGGUUAAACACAAAUAAUAUUAUUUAAACGCAGUGUGAAAGGAACUUACAUUUGAAAAGUGAGAACUUGCAAAUGAAAAGAACUGUGGAUACGCGAUUUGAUUUAAAUGCACAAGACUUUAAGACCUUACAAAUUUAAAUAAGAAUAUCGAACGUUGAACAAUCUUCCCUAACAUACGACUUAAAUUAAAUCACAAUAAUUCAAAUAAUAAACUAAGGAAUAUUUAAUAAACACAUACCCACACUCUCACGCAUAGUUUGCGUAUUUAUAUACACUAUGCUUGCAUAACCGUUCGCAAUUUAGUCGUAUUAAUCGCAUCAGUUCUUGCAUAAAUCUUGUAACAGUUAACAAGAUAAGGAGUGAAUCGCGAUGGUACGCGGGACAUCGCCUGAGAAACCUGAAUGGCAGGAACAUAUUGCGGAGGAUUCUUCAAUGUCUGGAUUAGUCGGUACUCUACGCGGCUUGGAGGAGUUUUCCGGAAGCACGACGCAGUCUGGCCGAAGAGCUAGCCUCGCUUUAUCUUUGCAUUCGAAUUUGGCUGGUUUCACGACACCUAACAAUCCAGAGGUUUCGCCUUUCCAUGUCGUCGAUUCAGCGAGAAGAAGAUUCAGCGACGUUGUCUCGAGGAAAAUCUCUCACACGAUACGAUGGAGGACCGUGUCCGCUUCUGUUGAACUCACCGUGUCGCAGGGUUCAUCGUUAUGCGGUCAGUACAUACGAAACCGAUUAAAACGGUCUGGGAUCUUUCAUCGGAAGCUUGGCUUGAAGAGGAUGAGGAGCGCCAUGUUGCUUCCUGGCGGUGCAGUUGUAGGAGAAGUGUAUCCAGAAUUGAUAUCGGUCGGGGCGGAAUUAGAGAAAAUGCAUCCGAACGUGUUCAAUCGCGUUGCUCGGCAAAUCGGCUGCGGCAGUUUCUCCUCGGAACAAUCCGUCAACGAGGCCAUAGUCGACGUCUCUAGGGAGAUGAUCAGAAACGGCGAGAUGACUUGGAGCAAAGUGAUAGCCCUUUACGCCAUCGCAGGUGGCAUUGCUGUGGAUUGCGUGCGCCAGGGCAAGCCUGAGUUUUUACCCGCCAUACAGAGAGGUAUGACUGAUGUUUUGGAAGAUGAUCUCGUUGCAUGGAUACAAGCCAAUGGUGGAUGGUCCGCCUUGGUAACUCGUUAUAGGCCAGUAACAAAAGAAACAACGUGGUACACGCAUAAGGUUGUGUUAUUAUUUAUAUUUUCCAUGUUAAUCGUCUUUAUAUUUUUACUAUUUUUAAAAGUUUUAAUUUUUUAACGUGUACUAAAUAUAUUCUUAUAAACAUUUAUUUAUCCAGUAAUUUAUUGUAAUA
Nomia melanderi (Alkali bee) is the source of this 2444-nucleotide messenger RNA. RefSeq names its product bcl-2-related ovarian killer protein. NCBI's taxonomy places the organism in Eukaryota, Metazoa, Arthropoda, Insecta, Hymenoptera, Halictidae. The record is from RefSeq and is a predicted model, not a curated record. Gene Ontology annotation, biological process: release of cytochrome c from mitochondria; extrinsic apoptotic signaling pathway in absence of ligand; regulation of apoptotic process. Gene Ontology annotation, molecular function: BH domain binding. Gene Ontology annotation, cellular component: mitochondrial outer membrane.